GCUACUAGAUUCUCGCAAAUUCAAUUCAAUCAUGGACAACCAGAAAAACAAACCCGUUGAUUCAACGUGGACUAAUCACGACCGUUCGUUGUUUCUACAUGCAGUCGCCAACGGCCCGGAUGAUAUCGCCGGAAGAUGGGAGGAGAUGGCCAAUGCGAUUCCGGGCAAGACUCCGGAGGAGGUGAAAGCGUACUACGAGGCGGUGGAACACGAUUUACUUGAAAUUGAAGCCGGUCGGGUUGAGUUACCGAAUUAUAAUGAUGAUAUUGGUGAUGAGUUUGUUGUUACCGUGAAAAAAGAAGAUGAAGCGGUUGGGAAUUUGGAUUCGGAGAUGGGGAAUGGAACGAAACGUGUGGAAAAAGAGAGGAAGAAAGCGACUCCAUGGACCGAAGAAGAACACAGGAGAUUCCUGCAGGGGCUUAAGGUUUAUGGAAAGGGGGACUGGCGCAGCAUUUCGAGAAUCAUGGUGGUUACGAGGACGGCUACACAAGUUGCUAGCCAUGCUCAAAAGUAUUUCCUCAGGCAGGCGUCACUCAAGGAAGAUAAUAACAAGGAUGAAAAUAAAAAGAAGAAGAAGAGGAGAAGGUGUAGUAUUCAUGAUAUCACCACCGCGGAUGUACCCGUGGUGGUGGACACACAGCCGAGUUCAUCGACACCACCAACCUCUAGUUUGAAUGGUAGUCAAGGAAGAGGAGUGCCAACACCAACACCAACACCAUCAUCACCCCAUGAGGGACAAUUCAAUGGCAUUGGCAGCCAAGGAAGAGGAUAAUCAUCGCUAAAACUAUGGUCGGGAAUUCAGGGCGUUACAACCACCGUUACCACCAUGGUGGUGCACACACAGCCGAUAUCAUCAACACCACCACCAGCCACUAGUUUCUAUGGUGGUAGCAAUGGUAGAGCAGUACCAACGACAAUAGCAACAUCGUCGUCCCAUUAUUUCUGUGGCGGUCAAGGAAGAGGAGGAGGACAACCGCCCACUAAUUUCUAUGGGGGACAAGGAGGAGGUGCACCGCAGCCGCUCAAUAGUUUCUACGGCGGCCAAGGAAGAGGAGUACCGACACUGCCAGCCACUAAUUUCUAUAGUGAGCAAGGAAGGGCACCACCGCGGUAUGAGUUUAUAAAAAAUUUGGCUCCUACCCAUGUUAAAGAUUACUCUUUAGAUGAAGACUUUAGUUUUAAAAACAGCUACUUUAGUGAGACUAACCUUUGAAUAGGACAGAGUUAACCUCCAGUUAACCAUCAAAGCAAAUUGAAUUGUGAAUAGGUAACAAUAUGAACCAAGAGACAAUUGUGAAUAGUGAUUUGAUUUGAUAUGA
Molecule: messenger RNA, 1319 nt
Organism: Helianthus annuus (common sunflower)
Lineage: Eukaryota; Viridiplantae; Streptophyta; Magnoliopsida; Asterales; Asteraceae
Product: transcription factor SRM1
Exons: 2
Coding region: 32-772 (246 amino acids)
Molecular function (GO): DNA binding
Source: RefSeq, a predicted model, not a curated record